Messenger RNA from Hemiscyllium ocellatum (epaulette shark), 2076 nucleotides. RefSeq names its product thyroid hormone receptor interactor 4 (gene trip4). Gene Ontology annotation, molecular function: zinc ion binding; transcription coactivator activity. The transcript has 13 exons. NCBI's taxonomy places the organism in Eukaryota, Metazoa, Chordata, Chondrichthyes, Orectolobiformes, Hemiscylliidae. The coding region runs from base 42 to 1769 and encodes 575 amino acids. Gene Ontology annotation, biological process: positive regulation of DNA-templated transcription. The record is from RefSeq and is a predicted model, not a curated record. Gene Ontology annotation, cellular component: nucleus.
UGGCUGCUGCGUGGAACGAAGGUGGUAGUGGCGGGGGGAAGAUGAGUGGUGAUGCGGAGUCUGUCUUGCGCUGGUGUCAGGAGGAGCUAGUUCGGAAGUUCAGCCUGGAAGUGAAUGAGGAGUUGAUUCAGUAUGUCCUGUCAAUUGAGAGUGCAGAGGAGAUUGAAGAUUAUGUUGCUGACUUGAUUCAAGGGACCGAAGGGAAGAAACGUAUUUUCAUUGAUGAGCUUCUGAAAAGAUGGAAGAAAUCACAAGAGUUGCUUGCUGCUGGACAAGUGCAGUUAUACAGAAAAAAAGAUGAGAUUCCAGAUUCAUCGAAAGCAGGUGACCAGCUCAAGAAAUCCAAGCGGAAAGGUCGGAACAAGCAAGAACCAGUGCUUGUGUCCGAGAUCCAGCAGCCAGCAGAAGAGGUUAAAACGCCCAUGGAUCUGGUGAAGGCUCAGGAGGCUAAUUCUACAUCCAAGAAAAAGACUAAGUACCUGUCUCUGUACACAAAGGAGGGUGAGGAUAGACUUGCUGUCACUCUCCCUGGUCGUCAUCCCUGUGAAUGCUUAGGACAAACUCACCAACUCAUCAACAACUGCUUGAGUUGUGGCCGCAUUGUCUGCAUGCAGGAGGGAUCAGGUCCCUGCUUGUUCUGUGGAACUUUGGUCUGUACCAAAGAAGAGCAAGAGAUCCUUGUCCGUGAUUCAAACAAGAGUCAGAAAUUACGCAAGAAACUGAUGGGGACUACAGGGAAUCCUGACAUCUUUGAGCGGGAUCUGCUGCCUCAUCAGGAAAUGGUUUUGAAAGCUGGACUGGAAAAAGCUAUUAAACACAAAGACAAACUCUUGGAAUAUGACAAGACCAGUGCUCGCCGGACGCAGGUAAUUGACGACGAGUCUGAUUACUUUGCCGCAGAUACCAACCAGUGGCUCUCCAAACAGGAACGGGAGGCAUUACGCAAGAGGGAAGAAGAAUUAAGGGAGCUCCGGCACGCAUCCCGUCGAACAAAACAGAUCACAAUAGACUUCGCUGGAAGGAGGAUCUUUGAAGAUCAGGGUUCUUUGGAUCAAUAUUAUAGCAGACUGGAUGAUCUAGUGCAAGAAAUGAAGUCUGAAUCUCAGGAUAACAAUUCCGGUGAACAGAUCAAAAGAAGCAAACAACACUUGGGUGAAUUGGUCAAUCCCAAUAUCGCUGAAUGUGUCCCCAUUUAUGUGGAACUGACAGGACCAGGUGCCCAUAGGAGAGGGGGCGAUAAUCACUUGCAGAACAGAGUCAGUGACAUUGCCUCUGAACGGAACCGUUUGCGGAUUCAGGACCGGGAGCUGUUGGAGAUGUCUGAUGAUGGGAUGUGUCUCAGUAUGCAUCAGCCUUGGGCUUCCUUACUUGUAAGAGGCAUCAAAAGAGCAGAGGGUAGGUCCUGGUACACAUCGCAUCGAGGCCGCCUAUGGAUUGCUGCUGCUGCCAAAAGACCCUCACCACAGGAAAUAAUGGAGAUUGAAGGGACCUAUAGGGCAAUGCAUGACAAAGACAUUGAAUUCCCCAAAGACUACCCAACUGGCUGCUUGCUGGGCUGUGUGGAUGUGACAGACUGUGUGUCUCAGGAGCAAUACCGUGAACAGUUUACAGAUCAAGAAUGUGGCUCUCCAUUUGUGUUCAUUUGCACCAAUCCCCAGGAACUGCUUGUGAAAUUUCCAAUUAAAGGACGUCACAAGAUAUGGAAAUUGGACUCCAAGAUUCAUCAAGCAAUGAAGAAAGGGUUAAUGCGGCAAAAGCAAAUUGCCUAGAGGAAAGGAAGCACACAAAGGGUCUGUCAUGUUUUUGAGUGCUUGGAGACUAAAAGCCCACAACUGGGAAUUGAUCUGACCUGUCAUAAAAUUGACACUCGCUCACCCAAGAAAAUGUGAAUGUACUAUCCAAAAAGUACAUUUUUCAGCAACUUGGUGUUCCAACAUCAGCAACCCAGAAAUCCAAACACUUCUAUCUUUAAUAAUUCAAUCAACACGCAGUUCAAACAGCUUUGGUAAUUUCAAAGAAAGUGUUGCACAAAAAGCGAAAGCAAUAUCUUCCAGUAAUACUGCUAGACUGUACUUU